AAUGCCUGCCGGAGUAUCCUGGGGUCAAUACCUCAAAUUCAUGAGUGCAGCUUUACUGACAAUGUUUGCCGGUUCACAACUCGUACACAUGUACUACAGACCCUUAGACGAUUUAGACAAAUACAUAGAGGAGGAAUUUCAGAGACAAAAACAAAUGAGGAGUAAAGAUACAUCAUCUUGAUUUAAUCGUUAUUAUGU
This is a messenger RNA of Ctenocephalides felis (cat flea), 198 nucleotides long. RefSeq lists its product as uncharacterized. The record is from RefSeq and is a predicted model, not a curated record. Gene Ontology annotation, biological process: mitochondrial respiratory chain complex III assembly. NCBI's taxonomy places the organism in Eukaryota, Metazoa, Arthropoda, Insecta, Siphonaptera, Pulicidae. The transcript has a single exon. Bases 2 to 181 code for a protein of 59 amino acids.